UUGUUAGCAGCACUGCGCUCGCAAGAACAAGAUUGUUGCUCUGUUGUAGUUUUGGUUGGGUAGCUUGCUAGCUAAAGCAUUUUACAUUUUAUAUAAUAGCUAGCUAAUUCAUCACAAAGUUUGGGGAUACAUAAUUGCGUCAACAAGGUUAGAUAUUUUAUGUUACGUGUACGUUGUAGUUGUGUGCAUUUUACUAUAAUCGUUGAGGCUAGACGUUAUGGUCUGCUGGAAGCAGUACAGCUAGCUAGUUUAGGUAGCAUCAAUCCAACUUUCGUCAACUCCUCUCGUUACGUGAUUCAGUUGUCCGUCAGUUGAUCAGAAAAUCCUGAAAAAUAAUAUCACAUAGUGGCCACAGUGUUUGAUAUUAGGUCGGUUUGUUCAACCUUUGAAAGUCGAAGUUACGUUAGCAACGUCAUAAACAAAUGCAACAAAGUUGUGUUCCCUAGACAUUGAAGUGGCAUUUCCGGCUGCGUGAAAAUGGCUUUUUCUUGACCCUGGGUAUGGAGGAGAACGAGGCACUGGAGAUCUACUGCAGGAGAAUGAUAACACAGGUCAACAACAAACUAAACCCAGAAACUGGAGGAGAGAGCCAGGAGGAGAGGGGGGAAGAGGGGGAGAGAACAGCCCCCCGAGGGAGGGGGAGGCAGGUGUUGCAGAGUGAGACGUGGAGGAGAAUGAUCAUACAAAUACACAGAAAACAGAACACAGAAACUACAGCAGUGAGUGAGAGGAGAGAGAGGCAGAAGGAAAAGAUUGUGAGGAGACAGAGGGAGUGCGAAGACCUUGCAGGAGAGCCUGUCCCUUUACAGCUAAUUUCUGCCCUGAAGAUGAAGACUUUCACAGAGGAGAUGAGACGGGCCAUGGACACAGAGCUGCAUGACCCAUCAGUGUGUGGAGUGUGUGUGCAGCAGCAGGCAGCUUUGUCCCUGAACACCUUCAUCAGGAGGAAGACUACUCAACUAGACACUAACACACUGGAGGAUAAACUACACACACACCUCUACAACAGGGUACAACACACCUCUACAACAGGGACGCUGUGUGUCUGUUGGGAGAGUUGCUAAGGGGCCUCCCCAAGCCCUCUGACUCCCCCAGCAGGAUCUGGGAACAACUGCAGGCCAGAGGAAGACAGCAACUUAGGGUUCCCUUGGAGACAGAACAGGAAUCUGGAUGUACCCAGACAAGAGAACGUCAAUCUGGGGUUACCCUGACGACAAUACAAGAACUGAGCUAAGUGUACCCUCAUGCUGGCCAUGUGACUGAGCAUAGCAGAAAUGGCACCCUUUUCCCUAGUGAACUACUUUUGCUUCGAGACAGCCCUACGUGGAACUGGAUUGCAGCCUGUGACUUUCACUGCUUGUCAUUGAUCAUGUGUAUUAUAAUGAGAUUCAUCUUGAAGCAUAAAAGGAAAUACAAUUCCAACUGCAGUACAAAAUACAUUUAUUUUUGUCUUCAAGUUUCACAUACAACACUGUUAAAAGCAAAUAAGCAUCAUGGUUUUCUCAGUCCUUGACCGUCCAUUAUGCCUUCAGUAAACAUUAGAACAACUUCCUGGGUUAUACACUCCAACAAUGAACCCACUUUCAUAUCAUCGCAAACCGUUACAGCACAGUCAUUAUAGUUCAGCCAUGGAAAGUGUUCAUGCAAUGCAAACAUGUUAAAUACAGAGUAACAAGUAAAUGCAGUAUGUUUUACAUUUCUAAUGUUAGAACCAAUAGCAACAUUAGCUGAAGAACGCUCAACUCCGUUGGCUUGUGUCGAGGCGGAGUUGUGUUUUGAUAACUGGUUGGGUGAUAUGCGAGCAACAACAUUGAGUCACCAUCAGUUGAUACUUAUGUUUGUCCUGUACAACCGCGGUCCUUCCAUAGGAUGCCGAAAUUCAUUCUUUGAAUAAAAACUUUUAGCGAA
This is a messenger RNA of Salmo salar (Atlantic salmon), 1908 nucleotides long. The record is from RefSeq and is a predicted model, not a curated record. NCBI's taxonomy places the organism in Eukaryota, Metazoa, Chordata, Actinopteri, Salmoniformes, Salmonidae.